AUGAGGCUAGUGACUUUGGAGAAGGUCGUCCUCAACUACCCUAUUAAGGAAGAAAUAGAUGGCUUGAUAAUAAUUAAAAACUUGAGUGCCUUCGUGAGAUUACUGAGCAAGAUUGAUGAGGAGAGUACUCUAACGUAUAAAAACAAGUUAUUCACAAUGAGAUGGAACACUUUUAACAUCUCUGAGAUCGGAAGUCUACUGGAAACACUCGAAGACAGUAAACGAUCACCAGCGUCAUCACCAGUUCAGGUAAUCAAAAGAAAAAAAACUGAGCUGAAAAAGCGAUCAAUUUCGAUUUCGAAAAAUAAAAUAUUCAGAUCUAAACUAGAGCGCAGGAUAAUGAAUCAUCAGGACGGAUAG
Molecule: messenger RNA, 360 nt
Organism: Nezara viridula (southern green stink bug)
Lineage: Eukaryota; Metazoa; Arthropoda; Insecta; Hemiptera; Pentatomidae
Source: the annotation of a GenBank genome assembly